Lolium perenne is the source of this 1751-nucleotide messenger RNA. RefSeq names its product aspartyl protease family protein At5g10770. Gene Ontology annotation, biological process: proteolysis. The record is from RefSeq and is a predicted model, not a curated record. NCBI's taxonomy places the organism in Eukaryota, Viridiplantae, Streptophyta, Magnoliopsida, Poales, Poaceae. Gene Ontology annotation, molecular function: aspartic-type endopeptidase activity.
UAGGAGCUGUGUGAUCGUGUGUGUACCCUCCACUCACCGGCCCACUACCUGAAGACCACUUGUGCGGUCCUGCCAUGGCCGCUGCUGCUUCGUCUCCCCGCUGCCCCAGCCAUGGCUUCCUUCGUCUGCUUGCUGCCGCCGCCGUUCUCGCGGCAUUCGGGUUCGCUCGUGCUGCCGCCGGGAGCUCGGGGGAUGAAACCGUGCUGCUCAACGUCCAGUCCCUGCUGCCUGGCCGGUCGUGCGCCGCUCCACAAGAGAACAAACCCAACGGCGCGACGUCUGCGAGGAUGCAGGUAGUCCACCAGCACGGUCCAUGCUCGCCUCUGGCCGACGCGCACAGGAAACCGCCGUCCCACGCUGAGAUCCUCGCCGCCGAUCAGAACCGCGUCGAGUCGAUCCAGCGCCGUGUGGCCGCGACGGCCAGCAAACUGAAGAAGCGCGCCGCACCUGUCCAGCCCGGCCCGAAGAAGAACCCCGCCGGGAUCCAUCCGGGGCACUCGUCGUUCUCCUCCGCCCCGCUGCUCCCGGUUAGUUCGGGGCGCGCGCUGGGCACGGGCAACUACGUGGUGACGCUGGGGCUGGGCACGCCGGCGUCCAAGUACACGGUGGUGUUCGACACCGGCAGCGACACGACGUGGGUGCAGUGCCGCCCCUGCGUGGUCAAGUGCUACAAGCAGAAAGAUCCGCUAUUCGACCCGGCCAAGUCCUCCACCUACGCCAACGUCUCGUGCUCCGACUCCGCCUGCGACGACCUCGACGAGAGCGGCUGCACCGGCGGGCACUGCCUCUACGCCGUCCAGUACGGCGACGGCUCAUACACCGUCGGCUUCUUCGCCCGGGACUCCCUCACCAUCGCCCACGACUCUGUCAAGGGGUUCCAGUUCGGGUGCGGGGAGAAGAACGACGGCCUCUUCGGGAUGACCGCCGGGCUGCUGGGGCUCGGCCGAGGGAAGACGUCGCUGACGGUGCAGGCGCAGUACAGGUACGGCGGCGCGUUCGCGUACUGCUUCCCGGCGUUGUCCACGGAUACCACGGGGUACCUGGACUUCGGUCCCGGCGCGUCGCCGGCCAACGCGAGGGUGACGCCGAUGCUGACAGACAACGGGCCGACGUUCUACUUCGUGGGCCUCACGGGCAUCCGCGUCGGCGGGAAGCAGCUGUCCAUCCCGGAGACCGUCUUCUCCACGGGCGGCACGAUUGUGGACUCUGGCACGGUGAUCACGCGGCUCCCGGAGACCGCCUACUCCGCGCUGUCCUCGGCGUUCACCGCGGGCAUGGCGGCGCGAGGGUUCAAGAAGGUGCAGGGGUACUCUAUCCUGGAAACCUGCUACGACUUCACGGGGAUCAGCGAGGCGACGGUGCCGACGGUCUCGCUGGUGUUCAAGGGCGGCGCGUGCCUGGACGUGGACGAGUCCGGCAUCCUGUACGCGAUCAGCCAGGCGCAGGUGUGCCUGGCCUUCGCGUCCAUCGGCGACGACGAAAGCACGGGCAUCCUUGGGAACACGCAGCAGAAGACCUACGGCGUGGUCUACGACCUCGGCAAGAAGACCGUCGGCUUCGCCCCCGGUGCCUGCUGAUCACAGGAUAACUAAGCUGCGUCCACCAAGUGGUCGAUCGGUGAAUUACACUAUAUUUGCAGCAUACUGCAACUGUAACUCUUUAAGCGAUGAAUGUGGUACACUUCGACAAGUAAAGAAACGGAGAAGUGGUGACACGGUGUGUUCGUGACAUAGUAGUGCAUGUUUUCUCAA